This is a messenger RNA of Fraxinus pennsylvanica, 426 nucleotides long. The record is from the annotation of a GenBank genome assembly. Lineage: Eukaryota; Viridiplantae; Streptophyta; Magnoliopsida; Lamiales; Oleaceae.
AUGUUAUGCAACAGCUUUCUGAAGUCUGCAAGCCUUCAUUUGCGGCCUAUCAGGAAACAUAGUGAGUUGAGGCAGUUUAGCUGUGUCUGGAGAGUUUUGAAUGCAACUCAGAGCUUUACUUAUUUGUCGGAUUGUAAAUUUGCAAGAACGAGAAAUAUGAUGGUUGAUUCUGGUGCAACUGCAAGAGGAGGACAAAUAGUCGAUCUUUUACCUGAGAAAGAUGAUGGAGGCUAUGCCCGCGGAGGAUGGAAGUGUGAAGAUGGAAGAUCGAGCUGUGGAUAUUCCAGUUUUAGAGGGAAAAGGGUUAGCAUGAGGAUUUUUAUGACUUCAAAACUUCCAAGAUUGAUGGACAAACAGUCUGUCUUUUUGGGAUAUUUGAUGGUUAGAUCUUGUCCCAUCGCUGUUCAUCUCAAAGCUUCGAGGUGA